Messenger RNA from Mytilus californianus (California mussel), 1297 nucleotides. RefSeq lists its product as uncharacterized. The record is from RefSeq and is a predicted model, not a curated record. Bases 90 to 1055 code for a protein of 321 amino acids. Lineage: Eukaryota; Metazoa; Mollusca; Bivalvia; Mytilida; Mytilidae. The transcript is spliced from 10 exons. Gene Ontology annotation, molecular function: enzyme regulator activity; calcium ion binding.
CCAUCAUUGCCCCCAUAACACAAUAACAUUUAUUAAAUCACGCAGAUAUACCAUAAUCCAUAUAGUAAUGAACACUAUAGGAAACUAAAAUGUCGAGUGAACUGGUAGAUGAAACUCAGAUUCCUGAAGAACAAUUGAGAGAAUUUAAAGAGGCCUUUAGUCUGUUUGACAAGGAUGGUGAUGGAACAAUUUCGUCCGCAGAACUCGGUGUUGUAAUGAGAUCAUUAGGUCAAAAUCCGAGUGACCAGGAAUUACAAGACCUAAUCAAUGAGGUAGAUAUUGAUGGCAAUGGAAUUAUAGAUUUUCAAGAGUUUUUGACCAUGAUGGCUAAAAAAAUGAAGGAUACCGACACAGAAGAAGAAAUUCGGGAAGCUUUCAGAGUUUUCGAUAAAGAUGGAAGUGGUUCAAUAUCAGCAAAUGACCUUCGACAUAUUAUGACUAAUCUUGGCGACAAACUCCCUGAUGAGGAAGUGGAUGAGAUGAUACAAGAAGCUGACUUAGACGGUGAUGGUCAAAUUGAUUAUAUUGAGUUCGUGAAGAUGAUGUAUUUAAGUGCUUUGUAUCAAGAUAUUAGAGUGAAGGUAGGCUUGAUUGCUAUCCCAGUAGAAGAGGAGGAUCUCUCAGAGGAUCAAAUUGCAGAAUUUAAAGAAGCAUUUAGUUUGUUCGACAAAGACGGAGAUGGAACGAUUACUACAAAGGAGUUAGGAACAGUUAUGCGAUCUCUAGGACAAAACCCAACAGAAUCUGAAUUACAAGAUAUGAUAAAUGAGGUUGAUAUAGAUGGAAAUGGACAAAUUGAUUUCGAAGAAUUUUUACAAAUGAUGGCGAAGAAAAUGAAAGAUACGGACACAGAGGAGGAAAUGAAAGAGGCGUUCAAAGUAUUUGACAGAGACAAUAUUGGGUUUAUAAGUGCACAAGAACUAAGACUGGUAAUGGCAAACUUAGGAGAAAAAUUGACGGAUGAGGAAGUAGAAGAAAUGAUAAAAGAGGCCGACAUGAAUGGAGAUGGACAAGUAGAUUAUUCAGAAUUUGUAGUUAUGAUGACUAAGCGGUAGUAUUGACCAAUCAACUGGAAUUCAACGCAAAAAAGAAACUGAUCAUCAAAUUAAUGUGGCAAUGUUUGUCUAUAGAUUGCUUUUUAUCAACUACUCAAUUGUUUCAUUGUUAAAAGGUUUAUGAAUAGUUUAUUGGGACUGUACUUGUAUAGAUAUGCAAAAUCUUACAAUAUUGAUUAAUGAAAAUGUUUAUGAUUUUCAUGACAUUUUCAUUGAUAACAAUAAAUGUAGUGUACUGCUGA